CAUACAUGAUAUAGUACAGCAGUUUAAAAACUCUUUGAGGACAAAAGUUGUACUGUGUUUAGACGAAGUUAUUAUUAUAUUUACUUUCACAAGUGUAAUUAGACUGGUAAUUCCUAACUCUAAUUGAGCCUACAAUAAUUCUUUAACUUAAGAUAUUAUAAUUAUAGUCGUAGGUAAUCUACCACUUGAGCGUCGCCGGUUAUGAAAAAAUCAUGCUUUUCAAGAUCAGUUCCUUUCUAAAUUAAAUUACUAAUUCAAUUCUUUCGAACUUUGGUGUUAUACUGUUAGUACUGUUAGUGUUAGUGUUGUCAGUGUUGUUGCUUCUUUCUACUUCUACUUAUUAUCCUUUCUUGUUUUGAAGGAGAAGGCGUCUUGCCGAAACUUUCUGAUUCUUUUGACUUGAUUUUCUUGUAAAAUUUCAUUUUCAUGAAUUUCAAGCCUUAAUAAUAAUAUUAAUAUUAAUUAUUAACAUAACUUGGAAGCAGCCAUACCAGAAGAUAUAUAAUUAUAAUAUAUAUAUAUAUAUAAUAUAUAAGUUAUUAUAAGAGAUUAUAUUAUAUUAAAUAAUUUGUUAUUCUCAUCAAUGUUGAGACUCUUGAUUAUUGUCAUACUUGUAAGUUUAGUUAAAGCAAGCAUGAAGAAUUCACAAACACUGAAAUUUCCAUUUUUUCAGUAUAUAAACUGGUUUAUGAUAUUUGUAAAUUGUCUCAUCUUUUAAAGGACAAAACAUUUUAGAAUUUUUAGGUAUACAUUUUAUGGACUGUCCUUAAAUUUACUUAUUUGGCAGGGGAAAGUACUAUAGGUGAGAGUGGGGUCCAGUGACAGGAAUAAGGAGUAAAACUAAAAUUGUUAUCAUAAUGUUGUAGGGCAGCAUUUCGCAAGCUUCUUUUUUCGUGACAUGGUUAUUUUUAUAAUUUAUACUGUUCCUAAAUAACCCACUAAAACUUGUAUUGCUUAUUCAGAGGUAGGUUAUAGGUAACAAAAAAAUAAAUUGGAUUUGAAUGUCUAUGAGGAAAAUAUAAGGCAGGGUGGAGGUGGUAGGGGAGAGUUAGUGUGAGAAUGUAAAGGAGUGAAAGUGACGUGGUAGGGAAGAAACAGGCUUAGUGAAGUUUAGGAAGUGUAAAUUUGGGCUGGUUCACUUUCAAAUGGAGAAAGCUCAACCAAAAAUAACAUUUCAGGUAAUUUUUUAUAAUAAACAAAGGCACAAAAAAAAAAAAGAAAGAAAAAAACACUCAUUCUUUUCACAAAAAUUUAAUUUUAAAAGAACAGUCUUAAAAAUAAAAUUUAUUAAGUACUCUAUAUUCUUCUCUCCAAUAUAUCAAUAGUUAUAAAUAGUUUGAAAUUGAUAACUUUGGAUAAACCACUAAACGGAAAUCUGAACAACAUUUUGGCCUGUUAGUAGUAGCCUAGAAGCCAAUUUAUUCUUAAAUUAAAAGAUUUCACAAGAUCAUUUUUGGUUAAAGUUAAAGGAAAUAAUUAAAAUAUUUUUUUAUUAAUUUAUUAUGUUGUUUACUUUGGUUUUUUGUUUGCUGAAGGCUUUCUGCUGAUAGCAAUAAUUGUUUUGUUUGGAAUUUUUGGGGGGUUUCCCCUACCUUGUGCUACUUAUUUUAAUUUAUAAAAUUUAAUAAAAAUAGUGGUCAAAAGUAUACAACUAAUACAAGUACAAAUUGUUAUUUUUAAAGUAAUUUAAAAUUUACUAUAGCUUUGGAGCAUACCACCUUAUUUUACAAUAAAUUGUUUUUCAACUUAGUACUACAGUGUUUUUAAAAUUUAUUUGUAUUUUAAAGUGUUCUUUAAAAUAAGCUAAAAAAAUACUAGUGUAGUUAGUAAAUUGGUAUUAGCAAACAUUUCCCUGAUGCUCAUACUUAUUCAUCACAUCUCUUCUGGUAGUUGUAGUUUAUUCCUGUUAGUUGUCGUUUAUUCCUGUUUUUCUAUUAAAAUUAUUCUGUGGUUUGAAACUAGAUAACAUUAACAAUCUAUACAUUUGUCAUAUAAAUUUAUGGUUAUUGUGGUUUGAAACUGGACCACAAUAACAAUCAUAUCUACACAUUUGUUAUAUAAAUUUGUUGUAUAUUGUAUUGCCAACCAAUUUUCUUGAAUUCAUCUGUUAUGAAAGAUGUAAUGACUUACUCUUUCUUUUUUUUAAAUGCAGGGAAAAGCCAAAGUAUACCAGUGUUCCUAUAUAAGAAUUGUGCUUCAUAAAAUGUUGCUCAAUAAUAAACUAACAACAUACUUCAGCAGACAAAUAAGAUAUUCGUCUACCUAUUUACAAUUUAUGAAGAAUGGCACCAUCCCCAAAAGCUUUGAACCAUUGCAAAAUGCCAGAUUUUGCAAAUUUCUGUCAACUUUGUCAAAAGACUCUAAUUUGGGACAUCCUUCAUUCUUUAACAGAAUGGAUAUUCUGCACUUAAAAAGAUCGGAUUCACCUUUAUGCUAUAAGCAUACUACUUCACUAAGUAAACUUCAAGAUGAAAGGAAAUCGCUUGACUAUGAAGUAAUUUAUCUAAUAGAAAGAUUAAGAACUCUCCGUACUAUUUGCAAAUUGAAUAAAAUUUCAACCAUUUGUGCAACAGUAGGAUCACCAUCUAUUUUAGGAAUAGGAUACAUGGGAAUUCUUCCAAUGCAAACAGCUCAGAGCCUUGCUUUUAUGUUUAUAAUGUAUGCUGCUUUCUUUCUUGGACCUGCUGUAUUGAUAUCAAAAGUUGUUGGAAAGAUGAUGAUCAGCACAAAUUUAGACUACCUAAAAAUUUCUCAUUUGUCAGUUUUUGGAAAUCGUAGAGAUAUUUAUUUGAGUGUCAAUGACCUGAUGCCUUUACAGCAAAGUGAGGAAGGUGUAUUAGCCAGCAAUAUUAAAAUAUUACAGUUCAAAAAUGUGUCUAAGAAAUUUAUCUUUUUACCUCAAAGUGGAGAUAUAAAUUCCUACCAUACUAGCUUGGAAAUGUUAUUAAAUGGAGAGCUAGGUAGAGAUAAGAAAGGUGAAAAAAACAAGUUAUGAAAAUUUAAGAGAAAAAUAGAUUACAUAAUAUGUAAAAUAUAUACUUCUCAAAUGUAUUGACCUACUUCUGCUAAGAUGAGUUUCAUUGUAAGGAAACAUGUUUAGCCUUUCUUUCUAAAAUUCAUAGCAUACUUAAAAUUUCAGUUGUUUCAUGAAUAAUUAUUGGUAAAUCCAUUAUUUUUCAUGCUUAGAUUGAUAAUUUUCAACAGAUAAAACAAACUAUGUAACUUUCAAGUGUUAUAAAACUUAU
Lymnaea stagnalis (great pond snail) is the source of this 3245-nucleotide messenger RNA. The record is from the annotation of a GenBank genome assembly. NCBI's taxonomy places the organism in Eukaryota, Metazoa, Mollusca, Gastropoda, Lymnaeidae.